UACUCAUACCAGAGACGUAGGUGCAUGUGAGGUCGAUGAGUCAUCUUCUGAUAAACCCAACUUCUUUGGAAAUCCAGAUUUUGGCUUGUGAUUUGACACUGUUUAGUCUUUUAAUGUUAGGUACGUGGAGUAGAUGCAUUAAACUUAAUAUUUUGGUAUAUUUCUUAAUAAUAUUAUAUCGAGUGUGAAGUUGUAAAACAAGAUUGUCGAAAAUGAUUCGGGCAUGUCCAUGGAUCCUGAGUGUGAUGUUCCUUAUUCAAAAUGGCUGUACUUCCGGUUCCGCGCGCGAACCGGCAUGCUCGAGAUUCCAUUACGAGGAACAAUUAUUGGAGAAAAUGAUCCGCGCGGAGAUACACGUUGAAAGUGUUGAUAAAAAGCUUCAACAGUACUUGGCAGAGAAUCUUCAAAGCGGCAAGGAGUUGAAAGAACUAUCUGAAAAGCUGAAUCAACUCACUGAUGCUAUUCGUAAAGCGCGGGAACACAGUGGAACUUCCGGUACAACGUACGUCAGAUGGGGCCGGAAAUCCUGCCCCACCAUCGCAGCGCUAGUUUACGAAGGCUUUACCGCUGGCUCUUACUAUGGGCACACCGGGAGCGGCGCAAACUACCUCUGUCUUCCGGCGGAACCCUUGUGGGGCGUUUAUGACGACGGCUUCAAAACUCCAGCAAUAAUAUACGGCACCGAAUAUGAGACUUCGGAUUCUCCCGUAUUUAAUCAUCUGCAUGAACACGAGGUCCCGUGCGCGGUGUGUCGCGUAUCCACCAGCAACGUGUUGAUGGUUCCCGGCAGAAACGCCUGCUACACUGGUUGGACGCUUGAGUACGCCGGGUACCUGAUGGCGGAGCGUAACAACCACGCAUCCAACAAGAAUUUCGUCUGCGUUGACGGCGACGCUGAGGUGACCAACUGCAGCAGCGGUGGCAACGAAAACGGCGCCCUUCUUUACGUCGUGGAGAGUAGUUGCAAUCCGCUGAAAUGUCCACCGUACGUCAGUGGACGCGAGUUGACGUGCGCAGUGUGUUCUUAUAAAGAGUAGAAACUUCAAUACAUUUCAGCUGAAGUCGGAGAUAAUAACAUAUUAACGUAAAUUAACAAAGCCAAUACAAUAGUAAAGUCGUUUCAUUAUUUUAUGGUUGUCGCAUAUAUUGCUUAAGUAGCGAUUAACCAAUUACAUGGAACAAUGGUUAUAUUUAGAAUAGAUUUCUCGAAAAAGUCGUUUAAUCUGAUAGUAUGUAGUAGUAUUACGUUACGAAUUGUAGCGUAUUGACUGCACUUUACGAGUAUGUAUUUUAUUUCGAUUUCAAACCAACUAUUGGCCACAUUUAUAUGUGUACUGUAUUACCAUAUUGCGUAGCAGCUAACUUUGAAUGAUCGCUGAUACAUUUAUGGUUUAACAUGAAUUGUUCUAAGUAUGUUCCAUCUCAGUUAACUUUUUCUAUUUCAAUAAAUAUUAACAAAAUGUAAUUAUGACAAAAUAUGCAAUUAAUUUCCUUAAAUGUGUAAAAGUGACGAACUCAAUAUCCGUUGAUUGAAGUGUUGUUUAUUUAACUGGUGUGUGAAUGUUGAACGCUUUUUUUAUCGAAAAAUUAAAACACAGCAGCUGUA
Dreissena polymorpha is the source of this 1606-nucleotide messenger RNA. RefSeq names its product short-chain collagen C4-like. The record is from RefSeq and is a predicted model, not a curated record. The transcript has 3 exons. Bases 213 to 1037 code for a protein of 274 amino acids. Lineage: Eukaryota; Metazoa; Mollusca; Bivalvia; Myida; Dreissenidae.